AUGCCCCGGGCUUCGGAAGACGUCCUGUGCCAAAUAUGUGGUGCGACAAUGCCAGUGCGCAGGAUAAUGUCCCAUACAAGGAUGUAUUUCGUCCCAGUGUCCUCUGACCACCAACACCAUGACAAUGCCAAUGAUGGUGUCAACGAUGAUGCACCCCCGGCGCCUCAGCUGGAUGACAUCAAAAUCGAAUAUCAUCCACAUAGCAAGAUACCUUCAACUGUUCAUCCAUUUUCCGAUUUUUCUUGCCACCAUCCUACAGAGGAUACAAUGCCUCGUCAUGCCUCUCCAUGGGAACCAUUCUGCACACGGCUCGACUUCGAGGUCGCAGAGAUUGCGCUUGCUGCAGCGAUGACGAAAGACCAGACCAACAGGCUUUUUGAGCUCAUGCGCCGUGCUGCAAGCGCUAAAGAAGAUUUCACUUUGCAGAGUCAUGAUGAAGUUUGUACAUUGUGGAAAAUGGCAUCCGAACGAUUUACGCCUUUUGAGACCAGUACAAUAUCUGUGCCGCAUCACGGUGAGGCUCGUGAAUACACGAUGUACUCCCGCUGUCUUUGGAACUGGGCACUUGACCUAAUGCAAGAUAUUCGGUUCGCACCACAUUUCGUGUUUGAUGCUCAGCGCCUCUAUAAAUUUAACGGAGCACGGUUUGUGCAAUUCAUAGAUGAGCCCUGGGCUGCUAAUGCAUUCUGGGACGCACAACUACAGUCGCGCCUUCCACCUGAUGCUAAGCCACUUGUGUUCAUCCUGUAUGCCGACAAGGCCAAACUAUCUUCUUUUGGAACCGAUGGCUACCCAAUUGUUGUCCGGAUUGCAAAUUUGCCUGUUGAGAUUCGCAAUGGUACGGGUGUAGGUGGCGGACGAGUUGUUGGUUGGUUGCCGAUUCAAAAAAAAAGUUUUGUGAACUUUAAGAACGCGGUCUGGCACGGGUCAUUCCUCAAGUUACUCAAGGCAGUCAUAGUACACUCGAAGAGUGGAUAUUGGUUUGAAUGUUGGGACCACGUACAACGCCUUCUUUGGCCUUUAAUAUUGAUUCUAAGCGCCGAUUACGAGGCACAGUGUGUUAUGUCCUUAAUUCGGAGACUUAAAGGCAAAUUUCCGUGUCCGGUUUGCUUGGUUCCUCAAGAACAGCAAGCGGUAUUGUCGGACGCACAUCCUUUACGCACAAGUACUCAGUCUCUCGGCAUUCUCAAUGCGGCAAGAUCAACAUUGACAGAAAAGGAAAAGGAGAAACAACUCAAGGCGUACUCACUGCGUGACGUCGAGAAUUGUUUUUGGAAGGUUUCUCACUGCGACGUUCACCGAGCACUUUCAUUUGACCGCCUGCAUUCCAAUAAUGCUGGGAUGUGGGGCGAUCAUCUGUGGUCGGAGCUCCAUUUUGAUGCUCUCCCAAGGUGGCGCGACCUCAAACACUUCUUGCAGGUGGUGGGGGUUGAUUUCAACGAUGGCUCGGCUCACGAAGACAUAUCAAAGAUGAUCAUCUUUACGGCACAGAAUGUCCUCAGCCGCACUAAUAGUGAACUCGGUUAUCUACUUCUACGCUGCAUAUGUUGCUAUGUCGACCUCGACAUUUAUGCAGCACUAGAGGUUCACACUGAGGAUACCACUGCAGCCGGAAGAGAUGCCUUGUCUCGAUUCUCAAUGCUCAUGGAUCUAUAUAUCGAGAAAUCACAGCCUGAAACCAGAAAGAGUUGGAAUUUUCCGAAGAAGCAUUUGCUUACACAUUUGUUUGACAAUAUCCUUGCGAAAGGUGUCACACGGAAUUAUAACACAAAGGUAAAUGAAAAAAUGCAUGGCCCACUGAGAGCUAUCUACCUCCAGUGGACGAAUUUCAGAGAUGUCGCUCCCCAGAUCCUCCGCUACGACCACUGGCAACUUACAUCAACUUCUAUCCGUGAUGAGAUCAAUGACCUAGACGUGUAUACUGACAACUUGAAAGCUGCUAUAGAGCCUGAGGCAACCAAUAAUCCUGAAGAUGUUGUAAAUGCAGCACGUGUACAGUUGGGUGCGAGGCAGGGCGAUUUCUCCUUUUCAGCCAUCGAGCAAACACAUGCCACAGACAGGGCAUUUUUUGGUUUUCGAAUCAAGUUGAACAAAUUUUUCAAUGACUUGCUGCUGAACGAUGCAAUUCCCUUGCCGAACGAGACAUGCAGCAGAUUUCAAGCUUGUGACCAGUCGAUGGUUGACUGGCGUCUGCAACGAGACCUCCUUCAAUGUAACCCAAAAUUCUUUGGGUCACCAAGAUAUGACUGCAUCAUCAUAAAGACUGAACACCAGCCACUUUUCGCACAUCUUAUCUACAUGUUCCGCUGCAAAGUUGGGGGGACUGAACUUUCUCUUGCCCUGAUCCAUCCUUACGACAUUGGUAUUGGUGUUUGCCGCAGACAAGACUUAGAUUUGGGGCUCUGGUCGGUGCGAGCGAAACCUCAGUCAUCUUCUGAAUUCAUCUUUGUCGAGUCCAUCAUUCGUGGUGUUGCACUCGCCAGUGACCCUGAAGCAGUCAAUGAUUACUUCGUUAUGGAUACCAUUGAUACAGACAUGUUCCUCCGCAUGAAGGCACUUCAAGGCAGUUCUGGCUUACACUUCCAGCGUCAAUAG
Suillus fuscotomentosus is the source of this 2595-nucleotide messenger RNA. RefSeq lists its product as uncharacterized. The record is from RefSeq and is a predicted model, not a curated record. The transcript is spliced from 13 exons. NCBI's taxonomy places the organism in Eukaryota, Fungi, Basidiomycota, Agaricomycetes, Boletales, Suillaceae. Bases 1 to 2595 code for a protein of 864 amino acids.